This is a messenger RNA of Chara braunii, 1484 nucleotides long. NCBI's taxonomy places the organism in Eukaryota, Viridiplantae, Streptophyta, Charophyceae, Charales, Characeae. The record is from the annotation of a GenBank genome assembly.
UGACGCGUCUGCCAUCACCGCUUCGUUCACAGCCGAGGCCAUUCGUCUCUACUUACGUCCUGCGGUCAGUGCAGUGUGCGUAGCAUUCCCGUUUACAUCAUCAUCCUCGUUGUUCCGUCAUCCUGAUGCUGGAAACACUCCCUUUACCUGACCAGGCUGGACAACAACGGCAGUUCUGCCGCUAUCUCGGCGCUCCUCCAUCUCUGCGCAGUUUAUUUCCGCAACUUCGCCGAAUCAUAACAGGCACCUCACUCUCACUCGUAAAGAAAGGAGAGCCAAGGUACGGAAGAAAGGACAAAGAAGCAGACAAAGAUGAUGAAGAUGGAGGUGAUGUGAUGAGCUGAGAUCUGUUCCGCAGAAUCCGCACCUGUUUCUGCGCCAACUAAGUGAUGUGCGAUGGCGAGGCGAUGGCGAGGCCUGCCUGCCCUCCCGGGACACAUUACCAGGUUGCCCGAUUUUUUGGUAAUUUUUGGAAGGUUUGUACUACAUCACGACAAGUUGCGAACGGGGAAGAACAUUCACGCAAGUUGUACUCAGGGUAUUUUUCCGUCCCACUUGAGUCACAGUUGAGUGGCCGAAAAUAGUGGAAACAUGCCACAUGAUACGGCGUCUAUUCUGUGCAUAUCGGAACCACUUCAAGUUGUUCAAUCCUCUUUUUUUUUUUUUUUUUUUUUUUUAAACUAUCUUGGAAGCAGCUUGAGGUGCUGGUAGGAACAGUCACCUCAAGCUGGACUGGUGUAGGCUCCAUCUAUUGGUGGGGAGCAGCACCUGCUGGGAAUAGGGCCCAGCGUCCCUUUUUUAACAAUUGUGAGAAAUCACAGAUCACAGAUAUUGUGCAUUGGUAUCAUUGUGGUCAAGUUGUUCAAUCCUCUUAGAAUGGCAUUAAUCUUGCAGUUAGUUUCACUUUUUGGGAGCCAACGGAGGGAGGAUAGGGAUGGUGGAAUGGAAAGAGGAAAAAAAGGAAUCAGGGGAGGACCAGAGGGAGAAUGGAGAUUGUAUGAGACUACCGACUGAUAUUCCAUGAAUUAUGGACCAAAAUUGAUACGGCUAUCCCAUUGAAACCCGCUGAAUAAUUCCCCGAUCUCUUCCCCUCCCCAUCAAACUGUCUAGAAGGAAUGCAGUGGUACGGGAAGGAUGGAUGAAAUCAAGAGAGAGAAAGGAGGGUUGAGGCAGGGGGCUAGGGUCUAGGACUUAUCCCCAGGCUAGCGGAGUCUAUCCCUCACCCACCCACCCAGCCCACUUUCAUGGCAAAGGAAUCUCAGCACUGGUUUGCCAGGUUAGACUUGGCGCCACAAGGAAAGGUGAAGAGGUGCGGGGGCAGUCGACGGUGGGAACGGGUGGCUAGAGGAAGGAAGGAAAGAAGAACAUACCCUAGAGUCGUUGACUUUCCUAGCAUCACCUUCAAGACCUAUCUCAGCAAUAGCGUCCCAGACAGUAGGUACAUGUGAUCAUUGCUGUGUAAUGGGUGUAUCCAAUAGGACGCU